AUGGUACGCUUGUGAAUAUAUUGGCAUUGUAAAGAAAGUUCUUGCCAUUUUUUGUUUUGUAAAGAAAUUUUUUGCUAUUUUUAACCUGCUACUUUUUCAAAAUUCAAUAAAAGUUUUUAGAAUCGACCUCGCGGCGGAAACCCCGCCCACUUCAACAACCCCAGAGGCAGUGGCCGCAACCGAGGCGGUCCGGGCUAUCGCGGCCAUAGACCACAUCCAUAUCAACAGCCUUCAAAUCGACCACCGGCCCACCAGUCCAAGCCCAAACCCCUACCCACAACCUCACAGCCACGCCUCACAAACGCACCGACUGGUCGAUUGCCGCCGGCGCCACCGAAUGCGGCCCGAACCAACGCUUUGGAGAUAUUAAUCAUCAAGAAGCAGCAGUUCAGAGCGACUUUGAAGACUUGCCUCGAGGCGGCUAAGCUAAUGUCAAAACAGAAGAGUGAUCUCAAUUAUCAAAAGAACUACAUGGCUUUACAGAGUAAACUGGAUGAAUUGAUUUUCGCACAAAACAACAAACCUUUGGGCAUUCAACAGGAGCUAGAACUGAUAAAACUUGUCACUGAGUUUUAUAAGGUAAGAGAUUAAGCUUAUUGGUUAGUGUUUGGCUUGUCAUUUUUAAGUUCUUGCGUUUUUUCAGUGUGUAAAGAAAGUUCUUGCAAUUUUCUGUUUUGUAAAGAGAGUUCUUGCCAUUUUUUGUUUUGUAAGCAAAGUUCUUGCCAUUUUUUGUUUUGUAAAGAAAGUUCUUGCAAUUUUCUGUUUUGUAAAGAGAGUUCUUGCCAUUUUUUGUCAUGUAAGCAAAAUUCUUGCUAUUUUUUGUUUUGUAAAGAAAAUUCUUACCAUUUUCCAUUUUGUAAAGAAAGUUUUUGUCAUUUUUCAAUAUUUAAUUUAAGUUUUUGCUAUUUUUAAAUUUUUUUUUGUUUUGCGCAGCCUGCGGGUGACAAGUUAUACGGUUUAAACGAUUUUUUUAGUUUUAGAUUUUGUAAAAAUAGGCUUGUACUAGUCUUGCCCUACUCUCAUUGUACCCCGUCUUAUCCCUUUUCUCUCAACUUUGCCCUAGGCUCUAUUUUAUUCUGCCCUACCCUACCGACCUUACUUUACCUUAGCUUUAGUUUAUCCUUUCUUUACUUAUCUUAUUUUAGUUUACAGUACAAAUUUAAAAAAAAUUUAAACUAAAUUUUGACUAAAUUGUGAAUUUUCAGGAAGAAACUCCAGCCACAUUACGCUACGACUGUUUCUACACCAUCUUCCUCGCCAGAGAAGCCAACCCACGCCUUCACGAACGACGAAUCAAAACCCUGAUCCGUCUCGCCUCAAUCUCACUUCAACUUGGAAUCUACUCAAUCUUUGAUGAUCUAGCCACCUUCUGGCUCAAAUCAAGUAACGACCAGUCGAUUCAACUCCUUAUUGACCGGUUGAUCGACGACUUUCUUAAACCUCCGCCGGUAUACGGUAUCUUUACCGUAUUGCAACCGUUAAGAGAAAGGGCUUUGGAGUUCUCAUGCUUUUUCAUGACAUACGGUAUCAAUGAUAACGUGUAUGGACCACAAAUCAUCAACAUCAUUGGACUGUGGCUGACUGAAGAUCUGGUGGAUGUACUCGAGUUCUUUAAUGAACAUCAGGAACUGGCCAAGCGGUUUGGGGAGCAGGUAGGGGGUUUUAAUUUUAACUUGAUUUUUGCUAAUUUUAGGUAAUAAAAAUGAAUUUUUUCUAAUUUUUUGAAUUGACAAUGAAAAAUGGCAAACACUUUCUUUACAAAACAAAAAACGGCAAGAACUUUCUUUACAAGACGCAAAAUAGUAAGAACUUUCUUUACAAGACGACAAAUGGCAGGAACUUUCUUUACAUGACGAAAAACGGCAAGAAAUUUCCUUACAAAUCGUAAAAUGGCAAGAAAAAUGGCUAAAACUUUCUUUACAAAGUUUUUUAUUACCUAUUUACAUUUUGAUCAUCUUUCUUUUAGGCUCUACCACUCCUCAUCCGCUGGGACGUGGAGCACGAUAAAGCGAACGAAGAAAUCGACCGUUUUCACUGCGCAAUUACCGGUAUAAUCGUCCAAUGGGACCACAAACCACCAACAAUAACACUGAAUUCACUUCUUGACCUAAUAAAAACGGCUGAUCAACUAAAUGAACAUCAGAAGUCGAGAUUCAUGGACAAUGUGAGUAAUGCCAUCAAUACUGGCAUGUUCCCGACUCAAAAGUUCUUGGACACCUUUACCAAUUGUGACAGCCCAAGGAUAUUGAGGGAGAAGACGUUCAGUCGAAUAUUCGAAAAGGCUUUUGAAGAGAAAUAUGGAUGA
This is a messenger RNA of Bursaphelenchus okinawaensis, 2305 nucleotides long. The record is from the annotation of a GenBank genome assembly. Lineage: Eukaryota; Metazoa; Nematoda; Chromadorea; Rhabditida; Aphelenchoididae.